UCUUAUGGCUCCCGAAGGUUGGCCCGAUGGAAAAAAAAAAAAUCGUUGCGAAGUUCCGGGCGGACAAUCCGUUGGAAGCCAUAUUAUGGUCCAACGGAUUAUUUCGUCUGGUUUUCGAGCAUCCUGCUGUGGCAUGUAGCGCCAGGGGGCCCACGACAUGUCAGGAUUCGAGAUUGGAUUGAGGCCUAGAGCGGCCGAGCGGCCACCACAGACCACACAACCCACGGUAGAGAGCGAGAGCCAAGUAAGUGCAGCACGGGCACCACCAUGUCAACCGCCUCUCUUAUGCUAGAGAAGAAUGCCAGCUCCGACUGGGUGAUCAACAGGAUGAAGGGCACCAACUGGGGCGACAAACCGAACGUAGGCCAUGCUAGUCUGUUCCAGUUCUUGCCGGGGUUUUACGUUGCCAUGAGCGUAAAGGAGAGCGGCAAAUGCUACAGCGAGCCUGAACGAAAUGCAGGGGCAGUCAAAGUUUACAAAAGCUUCGCUGUGCCGGCGUUCCUUCGCUGGUUGGUAGAGGAAUACGACUUCACCAAUACCCCAGCUUGGCUCACGAAGGACAUCAUGGGCAGCAACUCGAUAGGACCUAAAGUCUUGCGCCCCGGGGCGAACUCGCACAUCAGGGGUCGAUCCCCCCCGACAGAAAACGAACUCCAACAUGUCGCGUUUCCCCGGCUCUGCUUUAUUUUGACGGGGGCACCAUAAUUAACCAGGGAGUUGGUACUGGCUGCACGGCCGGCGAGUACUGUGGUAGUGCCAUGUGUCAGGGUGAACAGAAAAUCGAAUUAUUCAUCGACUCGGCGCUCUUGGAUCGCGCGGUCUGCCUGCCAUCGACUCGGCGCUCUUGGAUCAAUAUUUGCGACAAUUGGACAUGCCGUCCUGCGGGAGGAAAGUCGUGUACCGCCAUAAAAAAAUAAAGAGAGGAGCGAGCGUGGAUACCGUUCCAAGUGUCGCCUUGAUAUUCACCAUCCGUUCCUAUCUCUGCUUGGCACCUUACAUCAUCCGGUCCAAAACACGCGGAUGUCUUCCGUGGUCACAGACCAGCUACCCAGAUUUUGGGCACACACAAUGCACUCGAUAGUCAGACGAGAAAGCCAAAACGGCCCAGGUCUUGGCAUAGACCUAAACACAUGAAUAAUAUAAUUGAAGGUCCCAGUCAGACACAUCAGGACGAGGAAGGGAAUAAGUAGGAACAUUCUCGUUCGGUAGGCGGUGCCAAACCCCUUCACUCAUUCAGACAACAUUGAAAGUGCACGAUUUUGAUCUAUUCCUCCUACAUUCACCGCUGGGGUUGACACUGCCAUGCCACUUGCGGUGGUUCUAGUCACCAACUUCGCUCAGCUAUCGACCAACAGGCGACUCAGAUGGUGUACAAAGAUCCGGUUACAAAGGUUAUAGAACGUAAAAUAACAAACAGGGAGAGCGGCGUACUGCACCUAGAUCACGGCGAACCACAUACAUAAAUGGUGGACGGCGACAAAACACAACCUCGUACCGAGAACACACUGCAAAUAAGACGUUGUAACCAGCACCUGCACCCUGCCUGCACAACCUACCCAGUCCGGUAAACUGAUGCAAAACCUUCCAUAGAAACAUUUCCAAUUUGUGAUUUCAUAAUGGCAUAUUAUGUAACGGUGCCUCCCAUGAAGUGAAUCAGUCGAAUCCCUAAGGAUGCACUCUAAAACGCAGAGGAAGAAAGCCACGAUUCUAAGGACAUGCAGUACGGCUCCUCCAGCAAACCCACUCCGAGCGUGAAAUAACCAAGCCGGUUUGGCAUACAGUUCUCAGGCUGAACGAAAACACGCGCGUCAAAGAAAAGAGAUUCGCGCACACCAAACCAAAAAAAGCGCCACGUGCACUUUAGCCAGUCGUGGCGUGUCUGAGCCACCGAAUGUCGUU
This is a messenger RNA of Ectocarpus sp. CCAP 1310/34, 1899 nucleotides long. Lineage: Eukaryota; Phaeophyceae; Ectocarpales; Ectocarpaceae. The record is from the annotation of a GenBank genome assembly.